Molecule: messenger RNA, 7681 nt
Organism: Spirometra erinaceieuropaei
Lineage: Eukaryota; Metazoa; Platyhelminthes; Cestoda; Diphyllobothriidea; Diphyllobothriidae
Source: the annotation of a GenBank genome assembly
AUGCACGAGCACCAGUUUGCAGUCAACCGCGAGGAUAAACUGUCACUGGUAUUGGGCCACAUGCAACAGGAUAAACAUCGUUUCUCCUUUGGGGAAGCAAGCGUCCUCAGUCGAGCCCAUGACAAGUUGGCCAGGCUGGUGUUCGAAGCUGAUCCUCAGUUAUCACAAUCAACGGAGCCAUUGAUCUUCAUCCGGCCUACCAGGCGCUGCGUACAAGGCUUCAGUCAGUCCAGACGGGGCCUACAGUACUGGCGAGUGAGAGCGGCCCCUCCAACAGUUGUCACCUUCACAGCAGAGGGAGGAGCCAGCAGGAGGCCACAAAACCAACGCAAGACACCGCCCCACCGGCGCGCCCAGACAGCCGAGCGUGAUUCGCACAUGAAAUGGCAGCUGAUCAGUCCAUCCGAUUAUGGGGUGAGGGCCCAUGGGCACACUGGAGUAGCAGCGACUACGACAGCCGGGCAGGUGACAGAGGUCACAAGAGCGCGCCAUCGGCCGUCCGCGGAGGAAGCAAAGCCAAUAUCCAGCCAAAAGGCAGGCCAGAGUUCGUGCCCGCGCAUAUACUUAACCCUUGCCAAAAUAAAUUAAGAAACCUUUAGCAUAUUUUCCUAGGUCCUUUUCUGCCGAUUGGAAAGAAAGUGCAUGUUACCGCUGUUAUCUGGCCCUGUGGUCGCACUUGAGAACGCAGGCUGUAAUCAUACAUUUUCUCCUAGCGCGUAUGACUAUCGGAUUAGACCACCUCGUUCAGUUCUAAGACCCUCGAAAUAAUUACAUCCGAUUGCCUAGGGUGAAACUAUUUGCGUGCUCCCCUUUGUGGCCCUAUAGGCAUGGUUCACACAGUCACAAUCUUGCAUCGCUAACUGUUAGUAGAUACAGCAUUAUGCCGCAUCUCCAACGACCGUCUGAAGACCUUCCUGAUGGAUUUGCGUUUAAUUUGCAUCUUUUGCCCGUGGUAGGUCUCAACGUUAACUCACUAGCAAAUGCGGAGAUUCAACGAGAAAGGAAAUGAUCCACCAGCCCGACGAUCCUUGACACGGUCUUAACCAUCUCCCUCCGAUGAAAUGUUGACGCACAACCCAGGCUCCAAAAACCCGUCAGAUAUACUCUAAGGGCCGACAAGCGCGACAUGCUCCUUUUGUUUUUGUUCAGUUUUGUGCACUGCAGGUUUGGAAAAUGCUGAGCCAACCAAGAUCUCACUCGUCAGUAUUUCAAUAAACCUGUUCCAGUGAGCCCUUUUGAAAUUUGCCAAAAAUCGUACUGCUCGCAGUGUACUUAGUGAUACCUUAGAGGGGCCUUUAUGGCUGAAGUUAUCAGUUGCUUUCAAAAGCGAUUAACCACCAGGUUCUGCCCCGCUAAUUCUUGUUACUCAACCUUAACUUUCACCGCUAUUGCCCAAGAGCAUAACUGCAAGUCAGAACAUCAGAUUAAUCAUCACGGAAUUGGACCUCAGUGCUCUGUUAAGCGUCGCUUGCUUGCAAGAUGUGGAGGGAGAUAAAUUUAUAAGUCACAUCGUGACUGCUGUUUUUACCACUUAUGAAAAUGUAAGCCGAGAAGAUAUAAACUGUUGACAGCUGCUUUGCUGUGCAGCUUCAUCAACCAGCCACACUGUAAGCAUUCUUUUGGAGUGAGUCCGAAUAAGAUUCUGAAUCUCAUGCAAACGUGAAUGCAGUAUUUAGCGGGUUGACUAUUUACGGACUUGACAUAUUAUUUGCAGUGAUGGACAUUCUCGUAUCUUAUAAGAUGUCAAAAUAAAGGGGAGGAGAGGGAAUAUUUUUCGGGAUAUUUUUUCGCAGUUGUCAGUCCUUCUUGAUAGGCUAUAUCCCAAGAAUAUCUUAACUUUAUUUUAAGCAAAUGUAAACCAUAUCGACAAGGCGAAAUAUUAACGGUUUCGCAAGCACUUCAAACAUCAAGAUCCCAAGCGGAUCAGAAACGAUAUCGUUGACACUAUUCAAAAACGGGCAAAAAUACAAGCCUGAAAAUCUCCGCACACCCAUUGUUGUUCGAAUUGCCAGGGUCACCUUUACUGUGUUUUCGAAUCAUGACUCUGCAGCGCAUAUGACAUUUUAUGCAUCUCUGAUUCGAGAUAGAGUGGGAACUCCGGAAAACCAUUGCAAACAAAUAUACUGACAGACGUUUUUCUCCCCUACAUUUGCGAAUAUAAUUUUUACUGCUAUAGCCUCAAACCUUUAAGUGUGCAAAUGUUCAUACCGCCACCGAACCCGGGUUAAUUUAUCUCGCUAAUGAAAGGCUAGAGAUUGGGCUCUUGUUUGCGUGGAAGUGUGAAAUCGCUGAUGUCUACUGUGACUUGAGAUCUUAUAUACGUGUAAGGAAGUUAAAGAAGGUUAGUAUUGUAAUGGAGGCGAAUUCAACGCCCUAACCUGACCUCGUGGUGUUGCUGCAGAAACCAAUGUUCUUUGCUUGUUUACGCGAAUGUUGGUUGGUCAAAACAGCAUAGACAAACACUAAGCUGAAUAAUGACAUAGAGUGCUAUUAGUUAAUAUGGUUAAGCCUAGUAGUAUGAAGGAUGAAUCGCACUAUCCUGUCACCGUCGGUAUAAAUGGACACUCCUUUACGAUGUAUUUUUAGAUCAGAACGAGUCGUAAUCCUCGUUCCGGAGUCUGUACGACACGUGAAUCAAAGUUAUUCUUCCGUCGGGCCUACAAACACUCACAAGUAGGACCCAGAAAAGUGCUCUAGAGCUCUUCAGAUUCUAUUUUCAUCUCGUCUUAGUAAUGCUUUUUGGUGCUCCCACCUACCCUCCAAGAAUCAUGACUUCAGACCACCACCCUUCGCAUCCGGCCGGCCAAAUGAACCCAAUCCCAGACUGCCGGACGCCCUGAUCGCUGUGGACGGAUCACAUGCAUACCAGCCUGUUGUGAUGCUGCGGUAUGUCAUUGAUCAGGCGGACGCGAGCUUUCACCUUUAACUUCAACCGCAGAACAUGAACGCACGACCCCAAUACUGUUCCGCACCAACGCCUUCUUACUAAAAUUGCGCGCCAUCGGCAUCCGGGGAGAUCUUCUGAACUGGAUUAGGGCGUUUCUGGUUGAUCGGAAACAACGUGUCUGUAUCGGGGAUGAUAUGUCAGACUGGGUGAAUGUGACCAGUGGUGUGCCUCAAGACUCAGUUCUGGGACCAUUGCUCUUUAUCCUUUAUGUUAACGACAGCCAUCAGGAACUCGACUGCGGCAAAAUAAGGUUUGCAGACGACGUUAAGCUCUGGCAAGUCAUUAAGGGACCGAAUGAUCAGAGAGCCCUUCAAGAUAAUCUGCAGCGACUGCAAGCGCGGUCGAAGAAAUGGUUUCUAGAUUUCAAUGUGGAGAAGUGUGCCGUCCUUCAUCUCCGUCCAACCAACUCUCAUUCAAAUGAGAGCCUGAGGACAUAUCACCUGAAAGAUAUGAGGCUCUCUGAAGAAUCUCUACAGAAGGAUCUCGGGAUUUGGAUACAGAAAAACCUGAAACCAACACUGCAGUGCCACAAGGCUGCAAAAAACCCCAUGAGAGCGCUGCAUGCAAUAAAAAGGGCUUUCGUUAACUUUGUCCAAGAACUUUUUGGGAGAAUUUACGGCAAUUUUGUUCGGCCCCACUUAGAAUAUGUCGUAAAAGCGUGGCGGCCAUGGCUAGUAAAGGACCAAACAUGCCUCGAACGGCUACAACGGCGUGCAAUAAAGCUGGUAAACGGUCUUAAAAGCAAAUCCCACACAGGCAGACUGAACUGUCUUAAUUUAUUCACUCUUUGGUGAUCUUAUCCUCGUCUACAAGAUAAUACAUGGCUUUGAGCAGGGACGUAAAUUUGAGGACAUGUUUCAGUGGCACCUUUCACCCAAUUUUCGUGGUCACUCGAUGAAGUUUCGGACAACAACGUCCAGACUCUAUCUUCGUUCAGAAUUUUUCACGCAGAGGGUAGUCGGGAAAUGGAACGAUCUCCCUCAGUCAUUCGUGGAGGCUAUGUCUCUCAAACUCUUCAAGAAACGCUUGGAUGACUAUUAGUGUCCCCUGUUUUCCCUCGACAGUCUGAAUCUGAACUAAUACCACACAACCUGCAAAUAUUAUCUCUGAUACAAUGCUACUCAAAUGAACCAAGUACUGUUUUAAUAGCGAAUAUUUUCAUUGUUCGUGUACAGUUAUUUCUAACGAGCUGACAUGUAAUCAAUAGGGUUUUCAAAGGCUUUGCCUAUUAUCCUUACCAAAUAAACUGAAAUAAAUGUUGUUCGCGCGGCUAGUAAGCCUUCCUGUCUGUUGAACUGCUCAGGUGGAAAAGACACCUAAUUUGAAGAAGAUUAACGCGCGAUUACUGGGGAAGUACUUGUCUUAGUCUGAGCUUUCGGUCUCAUACAGGCGGCCAUCGUCAGAGACUGUGAAAAUGCGGCGGCUAUUGAGCAAUUUAGUGGCCCAACAAGAAAAGGGGGGAUAGGAAUGCAGAGGGUGGCGUUCGCGAUAUGGCUGAGUCCACGCCGACUCUUGGCGAAGUAACUGCGUGCACCCUUGGAUGGGGAUUGGGUCUCGCAUCUUGGCCGCGGAAACUGAGCGCAUGACAGCCCGAUGUCUCUUAAAAACAUUUCAAAUACGUUGAUUUUCAUCCAUGUUCCCAACACUGAACUACUCUUGUCGCCACUUUAAGGGCAAAUGUUCCGGCUGAGAGUUACAGAAGAACUCACUCGUCUGGUUGGCCUGACUACACACAGGACUGUAAGACUGGAAAUUGGGUCUCCUCAAGGUUAAGCAUCUGACUUUCGUACACUGCAAACGGUUAAAAUCGGGACGGCCAGUUAAUAAACAAGUAAAACAAUGUUUAAUAUAAGGUGAUAGCAUAGUAACAGCACAGGAACUAGUAAAAAGCCCAUACACGCGUGCUUCGCCGACGUUUUGCCGCUGCAUGGCGCAGCUGCGAGGGGUUCGGCUCGAAUAAGACAUGAACCCUUCUGGAGAAUCUGAAGCCACUGAACCGGUAGAAUAGCGCUCUACAGUACAUGCGCCUAUCCGCUGCGGAAAAACACCCGAAGAAUUGCGUGAAUUAUGGGCGUGCCAAAAGUCCAGAUGGAGAAUUUAUCUUCAAAGCGGACUGCCGACAGCACAGGAUAUCUUAUGCAUCAAUGAACAAGUUCACUUUUUCUGAUGGCGAAAUUCUUAACUGGUAACGUAAUUUACACAAACAACAUCAUCUCAGAGUUUGUGCACCGGAAAGGGCAGGCUAUGGGAGUAAAAUAUGGAUUAGCGUGCGCUCCUAAGAUGUCUUUUUGUUUAUAAAGUUUCCAGUCAAAUGCGCCCUUUCAAUUCCUCAAAGUCGACCGGAACACAUAUUAGUCCUUUAAGAUAUCACGCUACUCCCGAUUGAUAAACUAAUCCAAGCACGCAUAUUUGACUCGGAUCAGCUUACUUUACUUACAUAAACUAAGUCCGUCGAAUAAUCGGAGUGACUUGUCAUGAGUAAUUCUCACUCUCUUCUUGUAGUGACCUCUUUUUAAUGAUUUUAAGAACACAGCCAGCGAAACAUUGUGGUCUUUUCAGCGUGGGCACUUCUGUUGUACUCAGUUGCGAACAAGUUAAUCGCUUCCUCACUGCACUCGAGUCGAUUUACCCAAGCAUACAAUUUACAAAUGAAGCCGAGUCUUGUCGAGGCGGACUGACGUUUCUCGAUUGGCUUUUGUUUAGAAUAAGACACGUUUUUUUUGAAAUAACCGUGUGCACUCGAUUAUAAAACAAUGACUCAUAUUUGCCGUUGGAUUCCUUCUCUGACCUCUGUGCACCUAUACAUGCAUAUGACAAGGAGGCGGUUACUGCUGGUAUUGGGAAAUUUAACGUUCUCCUAGCUCAGAUUGGAUGCUUUUUGUAUUCUAUGAUCAUCUGUCAUCUGAGCUGCUACAUUUUCUCCUGUUUAUUUACAUACGAAUUUUCUUCUAUGGGCAUAUGUUAUCCUAUUUUUUACAUUAUCUACUAACAUUUUCCCCUCUUUGUUUAUCUGAAAUACAAUAAUGAGACCAUCUGCUAACACUGCUUUGAAGGAAGUAAAAUGUGAUGCGAAUUUCAAAACUAAUUUACCGGCGAUUAUUGAUGAUGUCGACAGUUGAGGUUAUCAUCUCUUAAACAUCGUUUGAGGUCUUCUGGUGCCAUGAUUUGCAUGCCCAUUUUUAUCCACUUUGGAUGGAGGUCUUUUGCUGGACAUUUUGGAAUUGUACAUCGAAGAUAAAGGCAUGUAUAAAUAGUAAUUUAAUAAAGAAUUAUACCAUACUCCCGUCAUAGGUACUAGCUAAAAAACCAGAAACUUUCGUUGAUAUUCUGCGCUUCGUGAUAUAGAUGCGAGGGAUUCGACUCCUCAGUCGGGUCCCCAGCUUACUUCAGAGACUAAUCAAGCGAAUAUCUUUAGAAAUUAUUCAGUGCAGGACAUGGAGAUUGGCCACCGGGAAAUGACAUUUUAGAGUCAGAUCCGAAAUUUCAAGAAACAUUCGAGUCGAAGAUUAGCAACUACUGCUAAUCAUACAGACAAGUAGUACUACAAGUGGUAUACCGUCUAUGCUCCCGUCGCAGAUAUUAGCUAAAAGCCCAGACACGUGUUCCGCCAAUAUUCUGCCACUGCAUGACACUAAUGCGCGUUAUUCCAUCGUAGCUGAUUGUAUUGAACUCCAUUAUUCAUCGAAAUAUCGUUCUGACCAUAAAAAAACUUAUUCCGUAGGCCCAUCAUCAUAUCCUGUACUGACAAAUUUCUGAAAUGAUUUGCUUGAUAUAUAAAUAUAUAUACCCCUGUCUGCAUCAGUAAUGAAUGAUUGUUAUAUGCUAAAAACAUGGGCCAUAAUCCAGAUCACCCAUUUCGCCUAUUAGACCACUUGGAGAACUUCAUUUUCUCCAACUAUGGCAAAAACAGUGGCGACGGUGAUAGUGUCUUGCGGUUCUGUGAUUUUGCUGUGGUAAUUGAUUUACGGCCGAAAUUCAAAUAUUACUUUGUCGUGGGGAAUUAGUGUGCCGUGGAUGAAGAAGGUGAACCAGUAAGUGCGUUUUUUCCUUAAGUUUCGAAUUAAACGCCCUCACUGAAUAAUGCCGAGGCAUUACGAUAUAUGGAAUCGAACUUGAGUGUCCUAGCACGAAGGCAGUCUCUGUCUGGUCAAACCUCGUACCGACCACGGGUUCAUUCGCGCUGUUUCUUCAUGAUGUCUGCGAUAGUUGCGACCCGGCAAGGUGAAAGCGGAAAAAUAACUUUAAGGCCUGAGAUAACUAGCUACGAUUCUCCCCAUUGAGCUGAGGGAAAGAAUUUCAAACUUUUCAGCUCUUGCCAUGAGGAUGACCAUCUCUUUUUAAGAUGGAUCGCGCCAUUCCAGUCGUUGUUUCGCAGGAGUACCUCCGCGGCGUACUUUUGAGAAAGACCUACUAAAUCGAGCCGCAGAAAAUCCGAAGUUGUUCUAUGGUUACAUAAGAAGAAGCACACGAAACAGAGACCCAAUCCCGUUAUUGAAAACUAGUGACGACCUAGAACUCAGUGAAGACGGAGAAAAGGCAGAGCACCUUUCACAGUUCUUUAAGUCCAUCUUUACGAAGGAAAGCGCAUUUCUCCCUCCCGACUGCGACAUAGUGGACGGGCCAACGAUUGAGCACGCCUCUUUCGCCGAAGCUAUUGUUCGCAAAGAACUGUUGAAGUUGAAUGAGUCUAAAUCACCUGGGCCGGAUGACAUACCGCCCAAAUUGUUGAAGUAA